CAACUAAAAGUCCUUUCAUUCAUAUUGUUUCAGGCUUGGCCUUACACGACCUUCCCAGGGACCACCACUCAAUAAACAUCACUGCAUCGCUGGGAACGCUGAACGUGGCAGCAGAGGUGGACGGGGUGAAAGUCAAAGGUGAUGGUGAGAUGCUCAUGACUCUGUCCAGCAGCGUCCUGCCGAACCUGAACCGACAACUGCAGUUUGUCACCUACACAAACACGCUUUUCCACCCCAGCACAGCAGACACAGUGCAGUUUGAGACAGAGGGACAUCAAGCCAGCUUCAUCAUCAAGAUUCGCCAUGGUGUGACACCCAAACUGUACAACACAGGAUCCAAAGGAGAGUACAAUGUCAGUGCCCUUGUUACCAUAGCUACAAAGACUUUCCUGCGUUAUGAUAAGCUCCAAGAUCUUAUCGACAGCGUGAGAAAAUACUAUCCUACUGUCACCAUAGUAAUCGCUGAUGACAGCGAAAACCCCAAAACAAUUUCCGGGCCUUACAUCGAGCAUUACAUCAUGCCAUUUGGAAAGGGUUGGUUUGCUGGUCGAAACCUUGCCGUCUCUCAGGUGACCACGAAGUACGUCCUGUGGGUGGAUGACGACUUCAUCUUCACAGCCAGCACCAAGCUUGAGAAACUGGUGGACGUUUUAGAGAGAACCACUCUGGAUCUGGUGGGCGGUGCAGUGCGAGAGGCCACAGGUUACACUGCCACCUACAGACAGACCAUCUCUAUUGAGUCAGGGGAGGAGGAUGGUGACUGUUUACACAUGAGGAGGGGAUUUCAUCACGUCAUCCAAGGCUUCCCCAACUGUGUUGUGACUGACGGGGUCAUUAACUUCUUCCUGGCUCGCACUGACAAAGUCCAGCAGGUCGGCUUUGACCCGCGUCUCACCAGAGUAGCUCACCUGGAGUUUUUCAUUGACGGCCUGGGAUCGCUCCACGUGGGCUCUUGUGAUGAUGUCAUCGUCAACCACGCGACCAAAAUCAAACUUCCCUGGGUCAGCCAAUCAGAGAGUGACAAGACCUAUGCCAAGUACCGUUACCCACCGGCCUCCUCUGACGCCACACACACAAAAAAUGGCCUCCUCUUCUUCAAGAACCGAUUUCAGUGUUUGACUCAUAAUUAGCUCCUCUCCUCCUCGUCCCGAGGGUUCCUCUGCUCCUCCUGAGUUGCCAAAGAAGUUCUCCUCCUCCGCCUCUCAGAUUCAGAUUUUGGUUUGCCUUUUCUUAGACUUAAAUGUAGAGAAAAUGUGCCAUUAGAGCAGCAUGUUUAUUUUGUCAGUGCUAAAAAAAAGUCCUCAGUAAAAACCAAGAAUGCCCAAGCUCUCUAGAGAGAAGAGAAUCAGCUGUAGUAACAAACAUCUUGUUUACACCGACCCAGUUAAAUCACAGCAUCUUGAUUAAUUCAUGAAUUUCCGUUUGUUUUUCUGGAUUUACACCCUCAACUUGUUCUCAGAUCUCAGAGACCCAGCUUUUGAAAAUCCGACUCCUUUACACACGGUUCAUUGUCAUUUUAGGCUAAUGUAAGGUACAUGUGUCUUCCUCCAAUUUGCACUAUCACCAAAAAGAAAAGCUUCGAAAAGUUAUAGUGCCGUCUGAGAGCCCGAGGACAAGAGGGAACUUCCCAGAGAGUGACAAUCCUGCAGACACAGAGUGUGCUGUAGGUAUCCUUUCCACCAACGCCACAUGAAGAACACAACUUGUGGUACCUGCCUGCGCUCUGUGACUGACUGGUCGUGCCAAAGGUUCGGCUGCUGGCUUUUGGGUGUUUUUUAUUUCUUUGUGUUAUG
This is a messenger RNA of Plectropomus leopardus (leopard coralgrouper), 1793 nucleotides long. Lineage: Eukaryota; Metazoa; Chordata; Actinopteri; Perciformes; Serranidae. The record is from RefSeq and is a predicted model, not a curated record.